AUGACACAGCAUCAACAGGAAGAGUGUAUAGCGUACUUUUCGAGUUUAUGUCAAGAGCUUUAUAAUCCUAAAGAUCCUUCCGAGCGUGAUCAGAUUCAAAAGAUAUUAGAAGCUAGUUUCCCAACCUUCUCAUCUUCAGAUACCAUAAAGAUAAACAUUGAUCAGAUCCCAACAUUCGAUGUUGCUACUCCCACAGAUACAGCCAAUGCUUUGAGAAUUAUGCUGGAGAAUUCCCCCAAUCCGUAUGUUCAAACGUUCUCUCUUUCAAGAUUAAAGCAACUUGUAAUGGCACAAUUCACAAUAUUUAAUACCGAUACCAAAAUUCAGCUGCGCACUUUCUUGUUGGAUUACGCUUACAUGCAUCCAGAUCUGCAACCUUUUGUUAUUACACAGCUGGCAGGAGUGUUGGCAUUAUUGACUCGAUUUGGCUGGCUUGAUCAUGAAGAGUAUCAAAAUGUGUACAUAGACAUGACUCUAUUCCUUCAGGCCUCUGCUGAACAUCGUAUCGUUGGUAUGCAAAUCCUAUCUGUCAUUGUACAAGAUAUCAAUGCUGCAACUAUUCCCAAAUAUUCCGCUAAAUUCAGAAAAGCAGCUGCUGGACUCCGGGAUACUCAAUUGCUUGAUAUAUUCAAGUAUGCUUAUCAAUUUCUCGAGAGCUUGUUGGCCAGAUCGGUCCCUUUUGAUAAACCUGAUCAAGAAGCCAGAACCAGAGAUGCUACUCUUGACCUACUGUUAAAGUGCCUUUGCUUUGAUUUCGCUGGGACAAGUUUGGACGAGGCAGGCGAGGAUACAGGCAUGGUCCAGAUCCCUGCGGCAUGGAGAAGUAUUUACGAGAUGGAUAAUUUCGUAUCCCAAUUUUUUAAAGCUUACGCUGAAUUUUCGCCACCUCAUUCUGGUAAAGUAAUGGAAUGCCUUGUGCAGAUUGCAGCAACAAGAAAAGCACUGUUCAGCGGUGAAGACGAACGCAGCAAGUUUGUAACAGCCAUCAUGAAAGGGAUUCAGGACAUUAUCAUUACCUCGCAAGGUUUGACGGAUGCAGGCUGCUACAAUGGAUUUUGCCGAUUAUUACAGCGAUUCAGAACCACUGCUCCUUUGAACGAGAUGGCGGAGAAGCAAGGAUACAUGGAAUGGAUAGAACUGGUGGCAAAAUUCACACAACAAGCAUUUCAAACUUGGACUCCUACCACAACUGGUUACUAUCUUUUGAGCUUUUGGUCUCGCAUUGUGCAAAGCAUGACUUACUAUCAGCAAUUGAGCGAGGAAACCGUGGAAAAGUUGCAGGCCAUUGCCGUGACAUUGACAAAGACAUUCAUCAUCACUUACAUCGAGACAGUGCCGAACCGAAUCGAGGAAAUGUUGGAUGAUCCACUAGAUGAUGAGGAUGCACUGCUCGAGUCAUUAAACAUGUUGGGUCAAAUAGCUCGCUGCAAGUAUGAGAAAUCGUGUGCUGCACUCGUGGAAGUGUUUGAUCCAGUUACUGCUCAUUAUGAAGAGUUGAUCACACAGGCUAGUAUGGGCAGUAUCAGCGGAGAGAAUCUCAAGGAAGCUAUUGAUGUGUUUGAGGCUAAAUUCGCAUGGCUUGUCUAUAUCAUUGGCGUCUUUGUUGGUAAUCGACCGGCUUAUUUGAGCUCUGACGAGAACGAUGAGGCAGAUGGCCAGUUGACUACCAAAGUUGUCCAAUUGAUGGAGGUGAAUCAAAAUCUUGGUCAGAGCGAUCCUGCGUUUUUGAGCGAGAAGCUUGAUUCUGCCUUGGUGUUUUUCUUUUUACAAUUUAGAAAAUCUUAUGUGGGCGAAUCCAAUGCGAAAUCUGCUUACACGAAGCUGAACGAGGUGUUUGGUAUUGAAGGACCAGAAGACAUGCUCAAUCUCAUCAUGCGCAAAAUUAUGACCAACCUUCAAAUGUGGGGAAACAGUGACAUAGUCAUCAGAAGAACACUCGAACUGUUCAACGACCUUACUGGUGGCUAUAGCGCAUUGAGGAGUGUCCGCAAGCUGGAGGCUACUCAUCUCAUCAUGCAAAACCAUUUAUCAAGCGACUUUACGUUCCUUAGCAAUGAUAAGCACAGAAGAAGUCGCAUGUUGUAUUAUCAGAUCCUGUGCAAGAUAUUGUUUGCAGAUGACAAUUGUGAAGGGGAGUUUUUUGAAUUCAUGAAGCCAUUCGAAGCUCGAUUAGACAGCUUGUCCAUGUUGAAUACGAUUGAAGAGUUCCAGCAACCCGAUGUACAGCGCGCAAUCCAAGAUGUAUUCAGGGAUCUCCGUGGUUUCAUUCAACCUAUCUCAGGUCGUAAGACUUACUUGAUGUUCUUUCAUUGGUUUUAUCCUGACUAUAUGCCCGUGCUGAUGAAAGGAAUCCAAGCAUACUCCCCUAGUCCUUGUACGAAUAUCUUGCUCAAGUUUUUCGGUGAAUUCGUUUACAACAAGAGCCAAAGAUUGACGUUAGAGGUUUCUUCGGCUAGUGGUAUUUUGCUGUUUCGAGACGCCAGUCAAGUCUUGUGUGCCUAUGGUCAGCAAAUACUCAAUCAACGCGUUGCCGAUGAAUCUCAAAAGUAUCCGUUGAAAUACAAGGGCAUAUCUGCAUGUUUCAAUAUCUUAGCGCGAUGUCUUGGUGGCAAAUAUAUCAACUUUGGGGUAUUUUGGUUAUAUGGGGACAAGGCAAUCAGCGAGGCAUUCUCAAUGAUGUUUCAACUCAUGUUGGAUAUACCAUUAGAAGAUAUGAUGAGCUUUCCAAAACUGACAAGAUCUUUCUUCAUGAUGUUGGACGAGUUUUCUGUGGAGCAAAUGAUGAUAGAUCCCAACAUGCCACCAGAAGCAUUCCUGUACACACUUGAAGCCUGCGAACAAGGAGUUCAAUCAAGCGACGCAUGGGUCCGUACACAUGCUUGCUCCACUCUCAACAACAUCUGUACAUUUGUCAUUCAAGAGAACGAGAAGACUGAUCUACGUCGUCUGAGCAGUGGCAGCAUUGUGCCUCCAUCUGACAACAGCAAGAAGGACAAGGAUUACAAGAAGAACAAAUCUCUGAGAGGUGCCUGGUUCUUGAAUUACUUGAGUCAGUAUCCUCAAGUGCUGCCUAAAUUAUUGUCGACCUUAUUUGGUAUGAUACUAUUUGACGAUAAUAAUGAUCAAUGGCAGCUGUCAAGACCUUUAUAUACACUUGUGUUACUUGAAAGAGAUUUUGCUUCAGAGUACACAAACCAAGUGAUCCUGCAACAGUUACCGGAACGCCGAGAAUUUGUAACCAAAGCCCUGAGUAACUUGAUGGAAGGCAGUGGAUGGACAUUAAGCACAAAAGAUAGAGAAAAAUUUUCCCAGCAAGUAGCCUCUUUGAAGAGGGAGCUGAACAACAAUCAAGUUGUGUUGAUCCCUUUAAAUGAAUGA
This is a messenger RNA of Mucor velutinosus, 3378 nucleotides long. RefSeq lists its product as uncharacterized. The transcript is spliced from 12 exons. Gene Ontology annotation, molecular function: nuclear export signal receptor activity. Gene Ontology annotation, cellular component: cytoplasm; nuclear pore. The coding region runs from base 1 to 3378 and encodes 1125 amino acids. NCBI's taxonomy places the organism in Eukaryota, Fungi, Mucoromycota, Mucoromycetes, Mucorales, Mucoraceae. Gene Ontology annotation, biological process: protein export from nucleus. The record is from RefSeq and is a predicted model, not a curated record.